AGUUAUCUGAUUAACGCCAGGGUUGCUAAGUUGUGGUAAGCGUAGGUUGGAAGCGUUCUCCCACAGCGGAUGUCGGAAGUACGCAGUGAAUGGAUGAAAGCUAUCGCACGAUUGGUCAAAAGAAGACGGUGAUGUCAUGUCGCUACCUAUAUAUAUACACACACGCGCGUGCAUAUAUACUUACAACAUUCGCUUCUAAAGGAAGAGGCGUUUUCGCUGCUAACAGGCAUCAACAAUUUAUUUAAAUGGGUACUACAUCAGACAGGUGUUACACACACCUACUGUCCUGCCAAUGGGUCAAAGACAGGGAUACAUUUCUUUCCCAGCUCAAGGAAUACCCUCAUUCCUUUCUCAUAAGAGGCUUUGAUCACCUGUCAUCAGAGCGAAUGCAAGCUGGCCUUGAGGCUGCUCUAAAAAUUGGUUACAAGACUGACGUGGAGAAGAUACGAGCAAAAAACCUCCUUGCCUUCUUGCUAUUCUGCCAAAAAAGAGAAACAGAAGCUCUGCAAGUAACCGAAGAGACCCUUCAGAUAAGUGAUCAGAAGAACAUUGUAUCAUUGGCAAAUAAGGCUGUCAUCCUUUGGCACUUAGGCCGACGCAACGAGGCACAGCACCAGGUGCAAUUGUUGAAGGAUCUGAAAUGUGAUGAAAGGUUUGACUAUCUGUUAAUUAAAGCCAAAGGGGAACUUGCUUUCAGCUAUACACGCAUGGGACCACAGUUUAUCCCAGAAGCAAUAUUAACAUUCAAAGAAAUUUUACCCAGUGCCAAAGACCCAGAAAUAUGGUUGUGGAAGUUUGGUCUAGCUCUAGUCUACCGGCGUGCUCUAAACCCCCGACACUUUUACAUUUUAGGGCAGAAUAGUCUGCCAGAUGAUAUAAGUGAUUUGACCUGGCAACUUCUUCAAGAAGUCAUACGAAAAUCCAGAAGCACUAGCCUACAAGCAAAAGCAUACUCUGAACUGGCUCUUUUCUUAUUUCACAAUAAAAAGGAUGCUAACUUGCAGAAAAAAACAGGUUUAACUCCAAUAGCUGCUUGCAAAAAAGCACUGAAGCUCGAUGGUAAAGAUUUUUCAGUUCUUGUCAAAGUUGGAAAGGUGUUUCGAUAUGAAAGGCAGACCAAAGAAUCUUUGGACUGUUUACAGAAAGCGGAGUCUAUUCGAUCAUCAUCAUCUGUUCACCACCACCUUGCCCUUACAUACAAAGCACUUGCUAAAGAACAAUUCUGUUCACAAAAGAGACUCCACAGAAAGUCGGCAGCUAAGACUGUACACCAAUGCAGUGACAUUCAAUCAAGAAUGGGGCGAGAGGCCCGAGAACUGAGGAAAAUGAUAAAGGCUCCUAUCAGCAAAGCUGUAGAGUUUAAGCUGACAGAUGAUUUUGUACCACAAACAGUAGAACAUUUAAAACAAGCGAUGAAGUUCAGCAGAGGGGAAAAUCUACGAGCAGUCUAUGACCUAGCCCUCAUGCACAAGGUUUUAGGAGAAACAGAUGAUGCCCUGCUGCUAUUAGAACAGAUUCGAAAUUCAAGAAUAGCAGGUGCAUUUGAAAUAGUGAAUGCAUGUGAACAAACAGGAUUAAUCUUGAAGGAUCUGAGCGAAAAAGAGAAAGAUGAAAAUAGAAAAAUGCAGCUGGAAAAAGAGAGUGAGUCUAUGCUAAUGCUUGCACUCCAAUCAGCCACAGCAAAUUUCUGGCAACAUCCUGAUAUUAAGCCACAUAUAUGCACAGCGUGGAAUUCAUUUUCUGAGCUUCUAACAGCAAAAGAUGAAUCACAGAAUCCUGAACAUCACAAGUUGCUAGAAAAGGCACAGCUCUUUCAGCUGGUCAAAAAUCACAAAGAGGCAAUAGCAAUACUGCAACGCAUCAGAGACAUAGCACCUGAAGAAGGGAAUAAACCAGAGUACCUUAAAAUGUUAGCAGAAAGUUACAUUGAAUCAGAACAGUACUGUGAGGCAGUUAUAUUAAUUGAAAUACUUAAGGGCAGUCAAGGAGGAAAUUCAUCCUUUGGUCUACUUGAAUCCAUAAAUUUGACAAAUCUUUACUUGAAAGCUGCUGAGCAACAUUUACUGUGUUCUCAGACAAUAACAGUUUCUAAGUUCUACUUCAUGAAUGCUUUCACAAAAGAGAUUUGUGAUGAAAUGGAAAGGAUGGCUGUUGAUAAGAACCCUAGUGACAGUGAAGAUAAGGAAAUGUGGCACAUUAUGCUGCUUUAUGAUAAUGAAGAUGAUGAUGCUGAGAAAAAAGCAAACACACUAGCUGAACUACUGCACAAUUCUUCUGGUUUAAAAGUAACAUGCAUGGAUGAAGAUGUUCGUCUUGGUACAUUUAUAUUGGAAGGUACACUGGGAAUUAUGAAAAAAUGUCAUCUGUUAGUAUUCUUGGUGAGCCAGAAUGACUCAAGUUUAACCUUAACCUUUUAUAUCACACAAGCAAUAAGAAUAAACACAAGAAUUAAAACCUUUACACUCACAAGUGCUAAGACCCCUGAACUUCUUGCUCCAUAUCCUUCUAUGCCCUAUCCUGCAGAACUACAUGAUAUCAAUGUUAAAAAUCUGAAUUGUGAUAAAAGUGCAGUCACGGCUGUCUGCCGACUCUUUCGCUUUCUUGUUAACUCCCAAGAAAACACUCUAUGAUGGUAUGUCUGUCACUAGAGCUGCAUUAACAUAAAACGUGGACAUGUCUAAGAUCUGUAAUAAUACUCUGACAAUAGAUUCUUCAAAACCCUUAACUUUACUGAGUACAAAUGAUUAUAGGUUCUUAACAGAAUGGAUAAUGAGUUGUAUGAGCAGUGCAAAUACUACUUCUCAUGUUUAAGACACUAAUCACUAAAUCUGCUAGUUCAGUUUUUCUCAUCAGAUUCUUAUUUAGUAACAAGGUUACCAAAAUUGCUACUUCUAGUCUAAAGGAAUGAUGUCAUAAUAUCAAGUAGCCUUCUGUUCAAAAGUAGUGUAAGCCUACCCAUUAUAUGCUUUUUACCUUUGGGGGGGAUGGGGGGGUUUGCAAAGUUGAUUGGACUUGAAAGAACAGCUAUGCUUUUACUACAUGACUUCAUAAUGAAGCUUAGACUGUAUCAUGCUCACAUAUAUACUUAUGUGCGCAGACUCUGUGAAGUACUUUGUUAAUGAAAUGUUAAUUUCUUAAAUAGAUGUAAAUGUACAUAUCUUGUAAAUAGAAAUGAUAACAAGGAACAAAACUUAGCCUACACUAAUAAAUUGUAAAAAAUGUUAUAUUUAUAUGUAUAUGUACAUAAAUAAAAAAGUAUUGUAAUGGCAUUAAACAAUGUAUAACUGCCUCAUGAUACCUCGUGAUACCUCGUGACAUUCAAAUCUUAUUUAUGCAUUGCAUGACAUGUUAUUGGUUACGAAUAUGUCUAAAAUACGUGCACAAAUUGGGGAAGUGAUCUUGUGUUAGCUUGUGGUGACCUAAGGUCACCAAUUAUAUCUUACUGUCGUUGGAGGUGUAUGUGUGUAUAUAUAAAGUGUCAGAAGGAUAAAUUAUUGUAGUCAAGAUAUAUGUACUCAACUGUAUACUGAUAGCACAUGAACACUACCUUUAAUUGCCCUUGUGAACUAAUAAAGUUGUAUUGUAACUUUUUCAGAGGGAUGUAAUUGUAAAUAUUUGGUCUGUUGUUUCAUAUGAGUCAAGCUUAUUAAUGCACAGCCAUCAGCUCAUGUUUCGCUAUGGUGGCACAAAGUUUCCAGUCAAAAAGGGAGAUAAAAAUUGCUUGGUGCCAUCUGCAGAACUCUUGCUCUCCCAUUACUAUUUGCAGCUGUCACUAUAGCUUGCACUCCACCACCCACCUCUCUCUGUCAGAUACCACAAUGCUAAUUACAUUAUGCAUUGCCUUUUUUAUUUACUUUGCUUUUUAAAAUGUGGAAAAGUUGUAGCCUGUGUGUAUACCUGAUUGUAUGGUGUUGAAUGGCUUGAUGCAUAUCUACGUAUCCGUGAUUGUAAUAGUUUGGUAGAUACCUGUAUUUAUGCCAUGUGGAUAUACAUACAAGUUAAGGUCUAGUGGUGAGCAAGCUAAAUAUUGUACCCCUUAUGAAAUUGAGCCAUAACCCUGAAUCAUUAAAGAAUAUCGUAUGGUC
This is a messenger RNA of Pomacea canaliculata, 4085 nucleotides long. RefSeq names its product ancient ubiquitous protein 1-like. Gene Ontology annotation, molecular function: acyltransferase activity; ubiquitin binding. Bases 246 to 2630 code for a protein of 794 amino acids. Lineage: Eukaryota; Metazoa; Mollusca; Gastropoda; Architaenioglossa; Ampullariidae. The transcript has 2 exons. Gene Ontology annotation, biological process: defense response to virus. Gene Ontology annotation, cellular component: cytosol; membrane. The record is from RefSeq and is a predicted model, not a curated record.